AUGCAGUCCUGCACAGUUGGAGACAAGGUUCUGUUUUAUCACUCUUGUUGCAAGCCACCUGGUGUAGUUGGACUUGCUACGGUGUGCCGUGAAGCUUAUCCAGACUACACAUGUUGGGAUGCCAAACACAGUGCCUAUGACCCAAAGUCGACAGAGGCAAAACCCAGGUGGACAAUGGUCGAUAUCCAAUUCGUUCGAAAGCUGAAGCGACUCAUCAGCUUGGAUGAACUCAAGCAGCAUAAAGAUGGGGCUCUGAAAGAUUUGGCAUUGUUCAAGACGAGUCGUUUGAGUGUGCAGCCAGUGUCUGCAGACGAAUAUGACUUUAUUGUGGGGCUUGAGAAUGUGACAGAAGGAGAAAAGAAAGUCAAUGGAGAUGAAAAGUAA
Messenger RNA from Ostreobium quekettii, 384 nucleotides. The record is from the annotation of a GenBank genome assembly. Lineage: Eukaryota; Viridiplantae; Chlorophyta; Ulvophyceae; Bryopsidales; Ostreobiaceae.